Molecule: messenger RNA, 646 nt
Organism: Meriones unguiculatus (Mongolian gerbil)
Lineage: Eukaryota; Metazoa; Chordata; Mammalia; Rodentia; Muridae
Gene: Rps27a
Product: ribosomal protein S27a
Exons: 5
Coding region: 144-614 (156 amino acids)
Biological process (GO): translation; protein ubiquitination; modification-dependent protein catabolic process
Cellular component (GO): cytoplasm; ribosome; nucleus
Molecular function (GO): protein tag activity; ubiquitin protein ligase binding; structural constituent of ribosome
Source: RefSeq, a predicted model, not a curated record
GCGGCCCUUCCUUUCCGAUCCGCCAUCUGCGGUGAGUGUGUGCUCCGUGGCCCGGCUCUGGCUGGUGGCGUUCCGGGUCGCUCUCACCGCCCCGGUCGGGUCUCAUCCGUCUCUUUGCGAAUGCAGGUGGAGCCUCCGCCAAGAUGCAGAUCUUUGUGAAGACCCUGACGGGGAAGACCAUCACGCUCGAGGUUGAACCCUCGGACACUAUAGAAAAUGUAAAGGCCAAGAUCCAGGAUAAGGAAGGAAUUCCUCCUGAUCAGCAGAGACUGAUCUUUGCUGGAAAGCAGCUGGAAGAUGGCCGUACUUUGUCUGACUACAACAUUCAAAAGGAGUCUACCCUUCAUCUUGUGUUGAGACUCCGUGGUGGUGCUAAGAAAAGGAAGAAGAAGUCUUACACCACUCCCAAGAAGAAUAAGCAUAAGAGGAAGAAGGUUAAGUUGGCUGUUCUGAAAUACUAUAAGGUGGAUGAAAAUGGCAAAAUCAGUCGGCUUCGCCGAGAGUGUCCUUCUGAUGAAUGUGGUGCUGGAGUUUUCAUGGCUAGCCACUUUGACAGACAUUACUGUGGCAAGUGUUGUCUGACUUACUGCUUCAACAAACCAGAAGAUAAGUAGUUGUGUAUGAGUUAAUAAAAGGAAGGAACUGA